Molecule: messenger RNA, 5439 nt
Organism: Trichogramma pretiosum
Lineage: Eukaryota; Metazoa; Arthropoda; Insecta; Hymenoptera; Trichogrammatidae
Exons: 6
Coding region: 289-1845 (518 amino acids)
Source: RefSeq, a predicted model, not a curated record
GCGUUGUAUAUAUAUCCUGUCACUGACGUCAUAUCGAGCUCCGAAAUUUGAAAAUCAAUAAUUGUCGGUCGUGCAGUGGUCGUCGAGCAAUUCGCGCGAUGCACAUGACAGCUACUAAGUCGAGCUCAGUAGCAGCAACUUAUUGCAGUGCACAUAUCCCGAAGGAAAUGGCUGUCUCGAGACAAAAUUUCGAUUUUGAUCGCGAGCUGUCUGUGAUUCUCAUUAAAGUUACUUGAGCCAUUUAAAUAAUAAAAAGCAUCGGAUGCCCGAUCGUCGUGUUGCUUCAACAUGUCGCGAAGCACAAAGUGGAAAUUCGCGAUCAUUGCCGGAGUCAACGAGUGUUUAGUUUACGCUGAAGCAAAAUAUUGUGCCUUUGAAAUACACGGAGAACCAAAGUACUAUGUAUGUCCAAGAACAGAAUAUUGUUGCAACUUUGGCUGCUGUGUAUCACCAGGGUUUCAAAUAUAUCAUCUGUGGUAUUAUUGGUUACUAGUCAUUAUUAUGUUUUUGGUGUGCUCUGGUGGUGGCUGGUGGUAUAGAUAUUGGCUGCAAGGCAGAUAUAGAGCUGCAGCUUCUGCCAUUCCCACUAGAUCUUACAGUACAAGAACUCAAAGUUCUCUUCGAGGUCCAACAUGUCAAGCACAGCAAGCUAGAAUAUCGUAUAACACAGCAAGAAAUACCGUCCUGUUGCAUAGAAUGUGGAAAGCAGGUCCUCACAGAAGUGUAACAUCUCCAGCAUAUGGGUCGGCUGCAGCUGCAACUUCAGCAGCUCAUCACUACCAAAACACGAGCGUUGUUCUGAACGACGCAAACUGCCCUUACUAUCAGCUCUAUGGACCGCCACCGAGCUACGAAACCGUGAUAGCCCAAACACGCGGCAAAGUAUCCACACCAUCGUCGCCAGAACUGCUCCGCGGUCCCAGUCCACGGAACACUGCUUCUGCGACUGCCUUCGUCGGACCGCCUUGCUUUUACGGGUUGCCGCCACCCUCGGCGGCUCCCCACUAUCAGCCGCUUACCUGUAAUCAGACGCCGCCCCCGGCUUUCGAGAGCGCCGAGUACGGAUACGAGCCAAGACCACUCAGCUUUGGCCAGCGAGUGCAUUACGUCCAAUGCACGGCCAAUGCCGCCGCCGGCAAGUCUUCGACCGAAAAUUCCGAUGCUGACAAUAGCAUUGCUCAUUACGGUCAAGACAGUCCCGAAGAGGGCGGUUUCAGCGCGUCAUCCUCCUCGAUGUUACCCAGAAAUGAUUGCGCCAGCGGCUCAUGCGCCGUUUUAGGCACUACUUUACCCUGCUCUUAUGCUCCAAAAUGGAACACAAGGAUAGGAGUACAUGGUCAACACCAACUACGCGAUCGCACGAAAAUCGAUUCAACGAUCUCGCCACAAUCGUUGGAACUGAUGCCCGAUCAGCCGAUAGCGACGACAUCGUCAGAUUAUGGGGCAUCGACGUCUUCAGCAAUGUCACAUCCACCUACGCGUCGAAAAAUUCAGGGUGGCUCGCUAAAGAUGCCUCGUCGUCGCGAGCAGCAGGCAAAACACUACGAGUCAGUGCGCGUGCUCGCGGCGGCGAAUCGUCGAUUGAGCUCGGCCAGCAGUAGCACCGGUACCGGUUGCACCGUUCCGCUUGGCCGUGAAGUCGAUCAGACCUAUCAUCAAUCUAGUCCCUCCAGCAAUGUGAUAACAGCUGAGACCUUCGACAACGAGCGAGUGACUCAACAACAACAGCAACAGCAGCAGCACCAACAGCAACAACUGACAGGCCAUGCUCAGCAACCGGCGUCUAGUACAAAUUUGAAUUGUGAAAGUAAGCGCAAACUCGACCGGUCGAGAUCGCUCGAAUGAACACGCGCGAAGCUCGAUCAUCGUUGCAUUGAUUAAUCUUGAAUUACUGCGAAGCGUUAAUAGGUCGAGGAUCGAAGUAAUUAACGCGAUUGGUGGCUGUGUUUCUUAUAGAUCAGUAAGACUCCGCUAUCGAUCUGUUUCUGAAGUGAUGUUUUUUUUGUUUGUUUUUAUCAAACACAAACUGUUUUUGUUAUCUAGUCAUUUUACUACGUUUUUUUAUAAUUUUUUUAAGACAAAAGAUAUGAUCUUGCUCAUACAAAGUCAUGAGUAUCUUAUAUAAAGUUAAUUGUGUGAAAUAUCCAUUGUAACAUUUUGAGAAUUUAUUUAUUCUUUUACUAAUAACUUCUAUUAGAAAAAGAAGUGAUGGUAAGUAAUAUCUCAUACUAUUUAAAAAUAAUUUUCCAAACUCAUUACUUGCUAUAUCUUGUACUUUUAAGUGAAAGUACGCCCGAAUACUCAUUCGAAUUUUGUUUCCACAAAUUGCAGAAUAACUUUACUUGAUCAAAUCAACGCAUCAAGACUGUAAAGUAAAUAUUUAUUGCCAUUUAAGAAUAUUAUUAAUUUUUAGAAAUCGAUUUUAACAAGAAUUUCUUCAAAAAUAUACUAAUACAGUGUUUAUAUUUCGCGGUUUAUUAUUUAAAUUAAAACAGAAUAUUUUUCUAAAAACGGUUGAAAAAUAAUAUCCAAGAUUUUGAAACAUGUAAAAAAAAAUAGAUUACAAAAUACCGAAUAAGUUGUAAAGGGGGUUUGAAUGAUAUUUGAACGCGACGAUGUAACAUUUUUUAUUGUGAUAUACCAAGUCUAUACAAUAUUAUUUUGUAACAGUUUCCUGCAUAUUGUACGUCUGUUUUAACUACGACAAACUUAACGAGUUUAUGUUUUUAUUGUUGUAAUAUUGAAAAAUUAAUUAGAAACAUUACAUCUUAUUAAAAGUAAUGAUUGUAAUGACAUUCAAUGUUCAAAAGUAUAAUUUGAUUUAGUAGCUGCACUUUGCACAACUGAAAAAAAAUCACACGUAUUUUUGAACCGAUUUCCCAACUAAUUCAGUUAUACAGAGUGUUCCUAUAUUUUUCAGUAAGGAUUUAAGCUAUAUUUUUAUACUUUUGACCGGAAAAAGUAGAUGAAUAAUUUCGAAGAUUAUUGAAUGACUCUACACAUUAACGUUCUCAUAAGUAAUCUUCGGCGAGUGCACGAUUCAAAUAGAAAAUUAUAUGAAUUGUGAUAUGAAAAUGAAAGAAAAGUCAAGUGGCUAGGAAUUUAUUUUUUGAUUUUCGAACUUGAAAACGACUAGGCGAUGAUGUUCCAAAUGUGUCAGUAACAAUUGGUAUGCUCUAGAUUUUAGAUGCUUUCAUUUUCUAUACAAAAUUGAAUCGACAUUUCACUAAAACAAACCUAGUCGCCAGUGAGCGAGUCCGAGUAAAUUUCUUUGUCAAUAUUGAGUGGACUUACGCACAAUUUCUCACUCACGCACACAUGUACGAAUAUACUUACUACACACGCGUAUGAAAUAUAAAUCGUUCAUUUGAUUCCUCAUGGUAUAUAUACGAAUAUGCUAAUGGUAGGUGAUAUAUAAAUAUAAAUAAUAUAUAUAUUUAAACAUUAAGAAAUCUCUAUUUUUAAUGUGCAUAAGUAUAAUAAAUGUAAAACUACUAGUCAUGAUAUCGCCAAGCGAGUGUGAGUCGACACUGCAUUAUUUUCUCUAUCGCAAAGCUAGUUUGCUCCUUCGAUGCGUAAAAUUUUUCUAAAAGGUAAGAAGUUUGAAGUGUACAAAAAAUGUCGAAUCUCUCGACAAAAAAGCUUGACAUUUAUCGUCAAAUUUUAACUCAUUAAUUUUUUAUUGACAUCUGUGGGCUUUAUUCAAAAGAUUUUUUUAUCUUCGAAUAGUUCCUUUUUCAGAUAUUUUUUACUGGUAUAUUUUAUUCUUUCAAAAGUGAACUCUGUAAAUAUACGUUCAAAACUUGACUCGGUAUUUUUUGUACGACUUCUAAGGAUACAUUGAAGUAAAAAAAAAUAAUGCUUUACUGAAAGCAAAGUAGUAUUGAAAAGUUUAGUAGUGACUAUCGAUUGGGUAAAAAUAAUUUGAUUGAGAGCUGAUGAAUGUAAAGAUGAAAUCUUCAGAAACUAAUAAGAUUGUAAAAAGAUGAAAGAGUGUGUUAAAUUAAUAAGUGCGUAGACAUUAAGUAUCCAAUAUAAAAAGCUCUAAACCAAAAAUUAAAUCUUAAAAAAGUAUUGGCACACAUCAAUGUUCAGUUUAACGAUUGCUAUUAACUAUUGACUUUUUAAGUUGAUUAAAUUUCGUUGCAAUUAUCAGAUAGAACUAUCAAUAAUCAUGAAUAACGACAAUUUUGUACUUACCUAUAAAUUAAAAAAAAAUUAUAUAUUUUACAAUCGACCGUUUUCAUUCAAAAUGAAUAACAAGCUUUUCAAUGAAGCGUGAAUAAAAUGACAUUUUUUACAAGAAAUAAAAAUUUUCGUACAAAGUACGUAAUUUCACGAAUUAAAUUAUUGCUCUGUGUAGCAUACCAGUCGUGUACAUGCACAAAAACAUGAAUUUCAUAUGCUGCUCCUUGACUGCGUAAACUAGAUUGAAAAAAAGCAGUCUCUAAAUCACGAAGUAAAAGUAACCAUUUGUGUUCUGUGUGAAGAUCAUCUUGUUGAGCUCUUAGAAGCUUUCACAAUCAUAUCGAAAAUAACGAAACACGAUCAUAUCAAUGAUUUUUUAGAAUUUUGGAAUACAAAAAGUAUAAACGAUGAAAAUGUUCGACUUUGACUAGUAGGAUUGGAAAACCAUUGAAAAUGUCUAAUCUUCCUUAUUUUAUUUCAAUUUUUUUGAGAAAUUUUUAACGUUUCCUGUUGCGUGCACAAAAUAGUGGUCCAAAGUAUAUGUGCCAAUAGCUAAAAACGAAGUAGAGAAAAGAAGAGUACGUUUAAUAUUAACAACGUUCUAAUCUACUCACGAUGGUUGAAUCUAUUUUUAUGAGUUUAGGAAAUUCACUUUUGUUUGUGGUUUUUGUUUACCUGUUCCAAGUUCAACUGGGGGGUAUAUUUUUAUCGAAAAGCGAAAAUAAAUUUUAUGUUUCAUAAAUUUUGAAAAAUUUAGGUAAUCUCAUUGAAUCUCGAGCGAAUCAUUAAAGUACACUGCAAAAAACCUUGCACCAUGAAAUUUUAAUGGUAAUAGUAAUUCGAUAAGUACCUAAUUUCAGUAGAAAGACUAUAUUAUUGAUAUAGCGAACAAGUAAUAAUUCUAACGAAUCAAUCGAACAAUAUGUUGUUCUUUUUUAACGCGUGAAAAAAUAAAAUACAUUUGAGCGCAAAAUUUCUUCUCGAAUUUUCAUCCAAAAGACUUAAUUAUAACUAUUUAUCUCAUCGAUAAAUGCAAUUUGAUACCGCUGUUCUGUCUAACGUAUCAAAAAAAAAAAAGAAAAAAAAACAUUUACUAAUUAUAAGGGAUCUGAAUUGAAUCGUUCGCUUGUGAAAAUUGUUCUCUAUUAAUACAGUCCGUUGCGCGCAAUCAUUCGAAUGAAUAAUAAGCAUGAGAGAAGAAGGAAGAGAACAAUGUAAAAUAUUGUAACUAUUAUAAAUAUUGUCUCACAA